Messenger RNA from Homalodisca vitripennis (glassy-winged sharpshooter), 1156 nucleotides. Its product is annotated as cytosol aminopeptidase-like. The coding region runs from base 107 to 1141 and encodes 344 amino acids. Gene Ontology annotation, molecular function: manganese ion binding; metalloaminopeptidase activity. Gene Ontology annotation, biological process: proteolysis. The record is from RefSeq and is a predicted model, not a curated record. Gene Ontology annotation, cellular component: cytoplasm. The transcript is spliced from 7 exons. NCBI's taxonomy places the organism in Eukaryota, Metazoa, Arthropoda, Insecta, Hemiptera, Cicadellidae.
AGACUCUGAUGUCUACACCAUUUACAAUGUUUAUUAAGUUCAACAUUGUUGUCAGUAAUACAGUAACAUCCACAAGAAACACACAUAUUUUCAACAAUCUUUAAAAAUGAAUUCACUCAGAAAAUUAACACAAAACGUAUUUAGGCAAAAUUUAUUUCCUUUUUUUCCAAGAUUUUCAUCAGAAAGUAGCAGCAGUUCAGCACAGGGUGCCAAAGGUCUUGUUGUUGGUGUGUAUGAUCAAGACAAAGGUAAAAACAAGAGUAAAGAAGAGACAUGUAUUGAACUCAGCCCUGGAGCUUACAAAGUGGAUCAGAUUACUGGUGGGAAAGUGAUCAAUGCACUAAAUGGAUUACGAGGUGAUAUUGGUAAACUUGGAAAAGUCACAAUACUGUCAAAUUUAAGUGAAGAAUACCCUGCUAUAGCGGUGUCAGGAAUGGGUCCAAAGAACACAAAAUUCAGUGAUGCUGAGUAUCUUGAUGAAGAGGCAGAAAAUGUAAGGAUUGCCACAGGGGUUGGAGCCAAAGAACUUCAGAAAGUUGGAGUGACAGAGGUUGUUGUGGAAGACUUCAAACGACCGGAAGCUGCAGCUGAAGGGUCUGCUCUGGGACUCUGGUACUACUCUGAUGUACCUACUCAGACAAAACUAUCCAUGUUAAAGGAAGAAGGUGCAGGAGUCACUGAUGAGGCCAAGACAGCUGAGGAUGACUGGAUGAGAGGCUUAACCAAAGCAGAAUCUCAGAAUAUUGUACGCUGCUUAUGUGAAACUCCUUCUAAUUUUGUUACUCCAACACAAUUUGCUCAGAGAGCAAGAGAUCUUUUGUGUCCCUAUGGUGUACAAGUGUUUGCUCGUGAUGUUCGCUGGAUGAAAGAGAACCAUAUGGCAGCUUUGUUAACGAUUGGUAGCAGUUCCAUAGAACCUCCAGUGUUCCUUGAUCUUAAUUACUGCAGUGAUGACCCAAAAGUUAAUCCAUACAUCAUGAUUGGUCAGGGAACAACUUUCAACUGUGGAGGACUUUGCCGGAAGGAGUGUUCUCGUAUGAUGGAUGCAGACUAUGCUAGUGCUGCCACCAUGCUUGGUGUAUUCAAAGCUGUUGCUGCUAUGAGGCUUCCCAUUAACAUUAGAGGUAUAUCUGUACAUUAAUAUGAUGAUAAUAAU